AGCAAAUUACCGCACUAGCUUCAGAAACUAUCGUGCGUGCAACACUUAUCAACAACAGACCCUAACUGUAGGUUAGCCGCCUGUGUAUCAACAGAGCGUGUGUUAAUUUAUUGAACAUUUCUGUAGUGCAGGGCGUUAACUAUUCACAAUGCAAGGACAGGGACCGUACCCCCAGCAGGGACAACCAGGUUAUCCUCCACCGGGACAACAAGGCCAACCAAUGUACCCACAAGGUCAACAAGGUUAUCCUCAAGGACAACCUCAGCAAGGUUACCCACAAGGUCAACCACAGACGCAGACAGUUGUAGUACAGCAGCCUAUGAUUGUUAAUCAGGUGUUCAGGGAAUCUCCAGUCCGUAUGCAAUGUCCUGCAUGUAGAGCAGAUAUAGUCACGGCUUUAAAUUAUGAUACUGGAAUGUUGGUGUGGAUUCUUUUUGGAGUUAUGUGUAUAUUUGGAUUUUGGAUUUGUUGUUUUAUUCCAUUUUGUGUUGAUGCCUGCAAAGAUGUUACACACACGUGUCCAAACUGUCAACACAUGGUUGGAAAAUACAGUAGACUUGGAUAAUGUGGCACUCGUUAUACAUGACCUAAAUUAAAAAUGAGACUCAGUCACAUGACUUACAUCUAAAAUGAGGCUCAGUCACAUGACUUUCAUUGAUGUUGUGAACAUCUAUGCAAUCGUAGUAAAGUUGUUUGAUUAUGUAUCUGUAACUGCUUUGUACCCUCUCAAAAGGUCUAAGCAUUAUUAUUUUUUUAUUUAACCUUCAUAAAUCAUCUUUUAAAAAGUUCUGUAUCAGUGCCUAAAUUAUUUAUGACUAUGUACAAGCAUCACACAUUUAACUUGCUCUGAUCUGUAAUUAAUGGAGCAAUUGAAUGCACAGACACUCGUCUCAGAAUUCCCCCCUCAAUACCUUUAUAUAUACAGGGAUAUAGGAUUUUUUUUUGAGACGAGUGCCUGUGAUUGAAUGCUAUUUCCCCAGUGAAAUACAGUUGCCACAGGUUCAAAAGUUUUCCUAAAAACUCAUCAGGGAUAUAUAUAAGGCUCAUAAAAUUGGCGCCAUACGCGCGUGUUGUCUACAAAAGACUCACUACUGACGCUCGAUUCAAAUCAGCGUCAACAACUGUCAUUUAGAAUCACAAACUAUAAAUCAAACUUUAAAAACUCAGGUUUACUGUUUUGUGCCUACAAAUUUUCCAAGUUAAGAAGAAAAGCGGUUCUAUAUUUUUUGGUAUGUUGUUGGUGUUUUUUUAUGCAAUCUUGAUACUAUUGCUUUGAACAUUUGUUCUUGCCUUACAGCUUUAUGUUAAACGUUUAUUGUUACUUCUACGGAUAACUUUGUAUUUUGUAUGGAAUCAUGCGUAGGAAAAAGUUACUUGUUUUUGAAUAAAGACUGCCGUUUUUUUUAACAUUUACAUGUCUGUAUAAGUUUACUUGAGCAUUUUCAGUUGUCUAAAUAUUAAUUAUUUUUUGAAUAAUCAGCCAGCCAAUAUAAAAAAAUAUGUUCGCCAAAAAAAACCCUUCUCAUUUAUUCUGCUUGAGAUGUUAUAUUUUAAGUUUUAUCAAAUCAUUUCAUUCGAUAGAUUUUAUUUUUUUCUAUAAUGAUCUUGUUUAAAUCCUUUUAUAUAUUCAUCUACAUGGACUUGUAUUUUUUAUCUUAUCAAAAGUUAUUCAUGGUUUUAUCAAAUUAUACAUGUAUACGUUAGUACCUCUAUACUUUUUA
Molecule: messenger RNA, 1721 nt
Organism: Mytilus trossulus (common blue mussel)
Lineage: Eukaryota; Metazoa; Mollusca; Bivalvia; Mytilida; Mytilidae
Product: LITAF domain-containing protein-like
Exons: 3
Coding region: 149-565 (138 amino acids)
Molecular function (GO): zinc ion binding
Source: RefSeq, a predicted model, not a curated record